Salvia splendens (bonfire salvia) is the source of this 1436-nucleotide messenger RNA. Its product is annotated as glutamate decarboxylase. The coding region runs from base 37 to 1257 and encodes 406 amino acids. The record is from RefSeq and is a predicted model, not a curated record. Gene Ontology annotation, cellular component: cytosol. Lineage: Eukaryota; Viridiplantae; Streptophyta; Magnoliopsida; Lamiales; Lamiaceae. Gene Ontology annotation, molecular function: glutamate decarboxylase activity; pyridoxal phosphate binding. Gene Ontology annotation, biological process: L-glutamate catabolic process. The transcript is spliced from 4 exons.
GAAUAAGUAUAUGAUAAAUGUCCUCCAUUCUUAAUAAUGUUGAAUAUUGUGUUGGAGCAGAACCGGUGCGUGAACAUGAUCGCGCAUCUAUUCAACGCACCACUAGGAGACGACGAGACGGCGGUGGGAGUGGGAACCGUGGGAUCUUCGGAAGCCAUAAUGCUGGCCGGUCUGGCAUUCAAGAGGAAAUGGCAGAACAAGAUGAAACAGCUCGGGAAACCCCACGACAAGCCCAACAUUGUCACCGGCGCAAACGUUCAAGUCUGCUGGGAGAAAUUUGCCCGCUAUUUCGAAGUGGAGCUCAAGGAGGUCAAGCUAACUGAAGGAUACUACGUCAUGGAUCCCGACAAGGCCGUCGAGAUGGUCGACGAGAACACCAUCUGUGUCGCCGCCAUCUUAGGCUCUACUCUUAACGGUGAAUUUGAGGAUGUCAAGCGCCUCAACAACCUCUUGGUCGAGAAGAACAAACAAACAGGAUGGGAUACCCCCAUUCAUGUGGAUGCGGCUAGUGGUGGCUUCAUUGCUCCGUUUUUGUAUCCGGAGUUGGAGUGGGAUUUCAGAUUGCCGUUGGUGAAGAGUAUCAAUGUGAGUGGGCACAAAUACGGGUUGGUGUAUGCUGGUAUCGGAUGGGCCAUUUGGAGGACCAAGGACGACUUGCCCGACGAGCUAAUCUUCCACAUCAACUAUCUCGGAUCCGAUCAGCCCACCUUCACCCUCAACUUCUCCAAAGGGUCCAGUCAAAUAAUUGCUCAAUACUAUCAACUCAUUCGGUUAGGUUAUGAGGGGUAUCGCAACAUAAUGGAAAACUGCCAAGAAAAUGCAAUGGUGCUAAAAGAUGGCCUCGAGAAAACAGGGCUCUUUACCAUCGUGUCAAAGGACCACGGCGUCCCGCUGGUGGCGUUCAGCCUCAAGGACAGCAGCCGCCACAACGAGUUUGAGAUCUCUGAGAUGCUCCGCCGCUACGGGUGGAUCGUCCCCGCCUACACAAUGCCGCCAGACGCGCAGCACAUCACGGUGCUUCGCGUCGUCAUACGCGAGGACUUCUCGCGGACUCUGGCGGAGAGGCUGGUGCUGGACAUCGAGAAGAUCAUGCACGAGCUCGACACGAUCCCUUCGAGGGUCACGGAGAAGAUCGCCACGGACGAGGAGCAUGCGGUUGUGGUGAAGAAGACUGCCCUUGAAGUGCAGAGGGAGAUCACUGAUGCUUGGAAGAAAAUGGUUGCUGAUCACAAGAAAAAGACUAAAGGGGUUUGCUGAUUAUUUUAAUCUACAUAAUUAAGUGAAAUGCUACUGCUUUGGUUUGGUUUGGUUUGGUUUGGGGCAUUAUUAGCAUGAACUAUAUUUCGUCCAGCUAUGUCUGCGGAGUUGUGAAUCUUUAGGAAUGUUAUGUAAGAGUGUAUUAUGCCACCUUUAUGUUUAAUACUCUUUUUCUUUUU